AAUUAGGUUUGAUAAAGUUAUGAUGUUAUAAGCUAUGUAUAAAGUUAUGAUGUUAUAAGCUAUUUGAAGAGGGGGCGCUCCAUGCUGUAAAGAUGGCGGUGAACACAAAACGUGUUGUUUACGUUGGAGGUUUGGCUGAAGAAGUGGAUGAGAAGAUACUACAUGCAGCGUUUAUUCCUUUUGGUGAUAUUGUCGACAUCCAAAUACCUUUAGAUUAUGAAACACAAAAACAUCGUGGUUUUGCAUUUAUUGAAUUUGAAAUGGCUGAAGAUGCUGCUGCAGCAAUUGAUAAUAUGAAUGACUCAGAAUUAUUUGGUAGGACAAUCAGAGUUAAUAUUGCUAAACCCAUGAAAAUUAAAGAAGGUUCUGUUAAACCAGUAUGGGCUGAUGAUAGUUGGUUAAAGGAAUAUGCUGGCAAAACACUUAAUGAAAGUGAAGAAACAGAAGAUAAUAAUAAAAGACCUGCUGAAGAAUCACUGGAAGAUGAACCUGAAAAGAAGAAGAUGAAAGCAAAUCCAAUGGUUUAUUUUGAUAUUAAAAUAGAUGGAAGAGAUGUUGGAAGGAUACGAAUCUUGUUACGUAAAGAUGUUGUACCACUUACUGCAGAAAAUUUUCGCUGUCUCUGUACACAUGAAAAGGGAUUUGGUUUCAAAGGAAGUACAUUUCAUCGUAUCAUUCCUCAGUUUGUAUCCUUCUAUGAAAAAUUUAUGUAAUCAAAAUAUGCAUUU
Molecule: messenger RNA, 728 nt
Organism: Centruroides sculpturatus (bark scorpion)
Lineage: Eukaryota; Metazoa; Arthropoda; Arachnida; Scorpiones; Buthidae
Product: peptidyl-prolyl cis-trans isomerase E-like
Exons: 8
Coding region: 93-713 (206 amino acids)
Biological process (GO): protein peptidyl-prolyl isomerization
Molecular function (GO): RNA binding; peptidyl-prolyl cis-trans isomerase activity
Source: RefSeq, a predicted model, not a curated record